GGUUGAGUCAAAAACCAGCCCGCGAUUAGUCCUCUUAAUAGCCCCGGUAACAAACGGGGUUCCCACGAUCACAAUUUACGCUUACCUUCCGCAUUUGGCCGCCCAGAUUCCCACCACUACAACCCAGCGCUAUCGCAAACUCUGGUAGCCAUCCUCAAGACACUCGACACCGGGCGGGACGACGACAAAAAUGGGCUCUACAAGACUCUACUCGAAGGGACGCAUCCUCGGCCACAAGCGUGCCAAGCGCAACACUCGCCCGAACACCUCGCUCGUCCAGAUUGAGGGCGUGGCUACCAAGGAGGAUGCUCAGUUCUACCUCGGAAAGCGCCUCGCAUACGUUUACCGGGCAAAGCGGGAGAUCCAGGGCUCAAAGGUGCGGGUAAUCUGGGGCCGUGUCACUCGGUCUCACGGCAACUCGGGUGUCGUAAAAGGGAAGUUCAGGUCGAACAUCCCGCCUCACGCUUUUGGGGCUAGCGUGCGCGUGAUGCUCUACCCGUCGACGAUUUAACUCUGUACCGCUCUCCUCGCAUCUCUGACAUCCCACUAUGUAUGUCGACAUACUGCAAUAUGACAUGUCCCAUGACCCGCAUGCCUCUCUACCUCUGGUUCGAGUGUGUCUUCGCAACAUUCGGGCCAACUGCUCGGGGCAAAGGCGAAGCAGUGUCAUACCAGCACUCGUGAAGCAUCAGUACAGUGCUCCAUUGCCAAUCGAUUUGAAUAGCUGUGUGCUUGGCAUGACUGCCCUAUGUGCGAUCAUAUCUGUCCACGUUUGUGUGCAUCUAAGGCUUGAGCACCCUGAAGCGAUACCACUGCAUGGCGAAUUAAUCUGAUAGGCCUGUUACAUAAUCCCCAGGUUGAGGUUGGCACACAGUAGUA
Messenger RNA from Rhodofomes roseus, 879 nucleotides. Its product is annotated as 60S ribosomal protein L33-A-like protein. The coding region runs from base 191 to 511 and encodes 106 amino acids. Gene Ontology annotation, molecular function: structural constituent of ribosome. NCBI's taxonomy places the organism in Eukaryota, Fungi, Basidiomycota, Agaricomycetes, Polyporales, Fomitopsidaceae. The record is from RefSeq and is a predicted model, not a curated record. The transcript has 5 exons. Gene Ontology annotation, cellular component: cytosolic large ribosomal subunit; ribosome. Gene Ontology annotation, biological process: cytoplasmic translation; ribosomal large subunit biogenesis.